AUGUCGGGCGUCCUGAACGCCGAUCGCGGGCGCGGGAUGAUGAAGAUCUAUCACGCGAGCUCGAUCGCGCUCGCCGCGCUCGCGCCAGCGGCGGCGGCGAUGCCCGAGGGACAGCUCGCGAUCGACGUCGCGCUCGGCGCGGCGAUGCCGGUGCACUCGCACAUUGCGAUGAAUUUCAUCAUCAGCGAUUACGUGCCGAAGGGGGCGCGAGGACCGACGAGAGCGGCGACGCUCGCGCUGACGGCGGCGACGGCGGUGGGAUUGUUUAAAUUGAACACGCAGGGCGACGGGAUCACGCGAACGGUGAAAUCACUGUGGAAGGCGUGA
Molecule: messenger RNA, 327 nt
Organism: Ostreococcus lucimarinus CCE9901
Lineage: Eukaryota; Viridiplantae; Chlorophyta; Mamiellophyceae; Mamiellales; Bathycoccaceae
Exons: 2
Coding region: 1-327 (108 amino acids)
Biological process (GO): mitochondrial electron transport, succinate to ubiquinone; tricarboxylic acid cycle
Cellular component (GO): mitochondrial envelope; membrane
Molecular function (GO): ubiquinone binding; heme binding
Source: RefSeq, a predicted model, not a curated record